GCUUGACCUUAAUUAUUUAUGCAAAAAUCAACCGUCCAGUGUCUUGGGGAUCGCCCGAGGCAUCCGUAAGUCACACUUGGAGUAUUUUUCUCGGGUACAACGUUGUUUGGGCAAUGCGUGAAUACCGUAUAAACGGGGCCCGUGUGCAAUUGUUAUUAUCACAGUGAUUUACCACCUUAGCAAUAGCAUAUACCUACAGAAUAAAUACACUAUAUCAUUUUGCCGGACCACCGUCGAUUAUUUUAUCGGUAUACUGUUACAGUGCGACGGAAAAUAAACUAUUUGGAACAUGUCCGUCAUAUUGAAUAGCCUUAGUAACUUUUCCGAAUGGAUAGAAGAGAAUGCAGACCACCGAGUCAAGGACUUGUUUCUAAUGGGUUCGGCAUGGCCAACGCUGAUACUGCUGGUGGCCUACUUAUUGUUCGUCCUCAAGUUGGGUCCCAGUUACAUGAAAAACCGUAGAGCUUUCAACAUCGACCGGAUCGUUAUGGUGUACGACGUGGUCCAAGUGUUUUUCUCGGUGUAUCUAGUGAAAGAGGCAUUUCGACUGGUGUGGCUGGACAACGACUACAGGUUCGAUUGCAUAGAAAUCGACCUCAGCGACACGCCUAAAGCAAAAGAAAAAUUGUUCGUCGUCUGGUUGUAUUACUUCUCCAAGGUUUUGGAUCUACUCGACACGGUAUUCUUUGUGUUGCGAAAGAAAGAGAAUCAAGUGACGUUUUUGCACAUCUAUCACCACUCAAUGGUGCUGUUCUUCAGUUGGAUUGUAGCAAAGUUCUUCCCAGGAGGACAAGUGGCUUUCUUCGGCACGAUAAACGCCUCCGUUCACGUGGUCAUGUACAGCUACUACUUCUUGACCGUCCUGAAACCGGAAUACAAGAAAGCUUGGUGGAAGAAGCAUUUAACUCAAUUGCAAUUGAUUCAAUUCGUCAUCACCGGAGUUCACGGUUUCAUUGCAAUGAUGGCGACGGACUGCAAAUUCCCAAAAGCAUUGAUCGCCAUUGGCUUGCCACAAGACAUGUUUAUGUUUAUUUUGUUCUGGGACUUUUACAAAAAAACCUACAGGAAACCAACCAAUAAGCAGCUGUAAAUCGCAUGUCCUCGAGAAUAAAAUAUACAUGUUUUAUUUAUUUGCCAA
This is a messenger RNA of Adelges cooleyi (spruce gall adelgid), 1138 nucleotides long. RefSeq names its product elongation of very long chain fatty acids protein AAEL008004-like. Gene Ontology annotation, biological process: fatty acid elongation, monounsaturated fatty acid; sphingolipid biosynthetic process; fatty acid elongation, saturated fatty acid. The record is from RefSeq and is a predicted model, not a curated record. The coding region runs from base 290 to 1090 and encodes 266 amino acids. NCBI's taxonomy places the organism in Eukaryota, Metazoa, Arthropoda, Insecta, Hemiptera, Adelgidae. Gene Ontology annotation, molecular function: fatty acid elongase activity. The transcript is spliced from 8 exons. Gene Ontology annotation, cellular component: endoplasmic reticulum membrane.